AUGGCGACCUGCCUGCGGCUGCGGAGCUGCUCGGCUCCGCACCUCCGGCGGGCACCUCCCAGCCGGAUCUGCCACCCCCGUACCGACUGCCCAGUGGCCCCGAUCCGCGGCUACGCCCGAGGCCCGGCGGGCCUCUCCUCGGCCCUGCUACGCACCGACGGCUUCGUGGGCGGCCUCUGGGUCUCGGCAGCCGCCACCUUCCCGGUGCACGACCCGGCCAGCGGCGCCGAGCUAGGCUUGGUGGCCGACUGCGGGGUGCCUGAGGCCCGCGCCGCCGUGCGCGCUGCCUACGAGGCUUUCUGCAGCUGGAGGGGGGUCUCGGCCAAGGAGAGGAGUUCUUUACUUCGCAAGUGGUAUGACUUAAUGAUACAAAAUAAGGAUGACCUUGCCAAGAUAAUUACAGCUGAAAGUGGAAAGCCACUGAAGGAGGCACAGGGAGAAAUUCUCUAUUCUGCCAACUUCCUGGAGUGGUUUUCAGAGGAAGCCCGCCGUGUUUAUGGAGACAUUAUCUCCACUCCAACAAAAGAAAGGCGGGCUUUGGUCCUCAAGCAGCCCCUCGGUGUGGCCGCAGUCAUCACCCCGUGGAAUUUUCCCAGCGCCAUGAUCACACGGAAGGUGGGGGCCGCCCUGGCAGCCGGCUGCACGGUGGUGGUUAAACCUGCCGAGGACACGCCCUUCUCUGCCCUGGCCUUGGCUGAGCUUGCAAACCAGGCUGGAAUUCCCCCAGGUGUGUACAACGUGAUUCCUUGCUCUCAAAAGAAGGCCAAGGAAGUAGGGGAAGCACUUUGUACAGAUCCUCUCGUGUCUAAAAUUUCCUUUACUGGUUCGACAGCCACUGGAAAGGUCCUGUUGCACCACGCAGCAAACUCUGUGAAGAGGGUGUCCAUGGAGCUGGGUGGCCAUGCCCCUUUCAUCGUCUUUGACAGUGCCAAUGUGGACCAGGCCGUCGCUGGGGCCAUGGCCUCCAAAUUUAGGAACUCUGGACAGACGUGUGUGUGCUCCAACCGUUUCUUGGUGCAAAGCGGUAUCCAUGACUCCUUUGUGAAAAAAUUUGCUGAGGCAAUUAAAACAAACCUGCAUGUGGGUAAUGGAUUUGAAGAGAGAACUACUCAAGGCCCGUUAAUUAAUGCAAAAGCUGUAGAAAAGGUAGAGAAACACGUGCGUGAUGCCAUUUCCAAAGGGGCCACCAUUGUGACAGGUGGGAAGCGACACCACGUUGGGAAAAAUUUCUUCGAGCCCACCCUGCUCAGCAACGUCACCCGAGACAUGCUCUGCUCUCAGGAAGAGACUUUUGGGCCUGUGGCACCUGUUAUCAAGUUCAACACAGAGGAGGAGGCGGUGGCGAUCGCUAACGCGGCCGACGUCGGGCUGGCAGGUUAUUUUUACUCUCAAGACCCGGCCCAGAUCUGGAGGGUGGCGGAGCGGCUGGAGGUCGGCAUGGUUGGCGUUAACGAAGGACUGAUCUCCUCCGUGGAGUGCCCUUUCGGGGGGGUGAAGCAGUCCGGCCUUGGGCGAGAGGGCUCCAAGUACGGCAUUGACGAGUAUCUGGAGCUCAAGUAUGUGUGCUUCGGAGGCUUAUAGGAUUCUUCAAGAAAUAAAAAGGGAGGCUUACCUAUGUAUGGGGACAUGCCAUCUGUUAUUUUAAAUAAACCCAUAGGGUAGGUGAACUAGGAAUUUUAAAAAACGAAUCAUCCAAUCCUUAUAAGCAGAUACAAAGCCUAUCCCUCCCCCUAGCUGGCUUGGGGCCAAUACAUGCCACAAGCCUGUGGCCACAAAUCCCUGAGAACCAGCAGUGGGUUUAUAGGAUGAGGCCUUGGAUCGCCAGCCCUCACCCUCCCCACCCAUGACCCCAUCUGCCUCAGAGCAAAGUGCAACAAGCUGGUCCUGAAGCCCCCUCAUCAUGGUGGGGCCACAGCCUGGGCAAUGACAUAGCCAGCACCCACGUGGCUCCGGAGCUAAGACCCAGGGGGCUGCGGGGGACAUCUCUUGAGUGUGACUGACAGGCUGGGCAGGAUGCCACUGCAUGCCUGGAGACCCGCCAGCUGGGUAUUCGGAGGUGUUGCUGCAGUGGCUGAAUCAGUGUUUUUUCUUUUUUUUUUUUUUUAAGAACUUUAGACAUAGCACAGAAUUGCCUGAAUUUCUUUGAGAAGUGAAAGAACCCCUCUCUUUUUUUUGACUAGUUUUUAAACUGAAAGCUCCAUCAUCCUCAACUGCUUGAAGAUUCUGUGCUCACUUCUGUGCUGUUUUUCCACAUCAUGUUUCUGAGAGAAAAUAAGCAUAAAGCAGAGCGCAGCAGCAGCGGCUUGGUGGCGCUCUAUCCACGGGUAACGGCCUGGCCGGGCGUUAUCUGCACAGACAUGCUGUCUACCCCCCACACCCAGCCCUCAGUACAGUGGAGAUUCUGUUCAUGCCUUACUUAGCUCCAUGGGAUACUGGGAACCUAAGAGAAAGCAAACAUAUAGUAUUUGCCAAAAAGUGAAAAUUCGAUGUUCAGUGCGGGAGUCAUCGUUGUUAUGGGUGGCACCUCCCAGCCCGGCUUGGGUCUCCAGCAGUGGCUUUGCCAAGGUGAGGGGAGGCUGGUACCCACCUGCUCGGCACCUGAGCCCGAGGGCGGGCUGGUCUCCCAUAGCCUGCUCUUUGUGACAUGCUGCUCCGUCACCUGCAGAGAGCGCGAAAGCACUUUGAGCACAGUGAUCUCAAAAGGGAAAAGAAUUUCCAUAGUUGCCAGUUGGAAGAGGUGCUUUUUAUCCAAUGAGUUUUUAUAGUUCUUCUUUUAAAAACAAAAAGCCCAACGAUCACUGUUUCCUGUUGCUCUGAAAGAAAAACUGUAAGAAUAAACAGUAGGCUUUUCUGUACUGUGUCUCUAAACGUCCUGAUACAUGAGGAAAGGGGAGGCUGGUCCUGGUGGAACAGAUAGGGACGAAGCUCCCCCUUUCCGUGUGUGUGUGUGUGUGUGUGUGUGUGUGUGUGUGUGUGUCUGUGUGUGUGUCUGUGUGUGUGUGUCUGUGUGUGUGUGUGUCUGUGUGUGUCUGUGUGUGUGUCUGUGUGUCUGUGUGUGUGUGCUUCACUGACAUCCUCUGGAUGUUUUGGGGAGCGGAAGGAAAACAUGAAUGAAAGGAGUGCUGGAGGCAGUUGCUCCUGGACCAGUAGCACCCCUCACUGAGCCACGGGGAGCUAAACAGCUAAAGGUCUGAGAUGUCCCUGUGCACAGAGGGUACCACAGCCAGUCCCAGAGCUGCCUUCUGUUUGCCCUGGGUUACAUCAGCCGUCCCCCUGAGGCCCAGCUAAGCAAUCAGCUGAAGUCCACCUAGUGACAGGCACUGCUCAGACCCUGUCCACAAUCACAUACACAUCAUAUUGACCGUGAAUUUGCACUUACUAGUUCUGGGGUUGUUUCAUGUGACAUUUUAAUUACUUAAUGUUUGGAUGUGUCCAUCUGUUUUCUAUUAACGAUAAAAAUGCUCUAAAUAGUAUUUAGAAGUCCAGAAUACUAGUGCUUGAAAUGUUUGGAGGAAUACAUUCAAAUACAUUUGUUAAUUUUGUAACUCCGCAGAUGCUUUGGCUUGAUGGCAGAUUUUGUUUUCUAGUAUAUCUGUUUGACCAGGUACAUAAACUGAGGGCCAGAGACUCACUGCAACAUCCUUGAUUAAUUCUGGAAUUAAAGUAAGUUGAAAAGGAAAUAGCUUACUGUUUAGUAAAAUUGAUCUGGAUUGUGGGGAAAGACGUAUUUUUUAAAUGAACAUUUUUGGGGGUUAUUGUUCAGUAAGGUGAUUGAUUAUGUGAUGGAAUAUGUGAUGGAUUUGUUAAAAAUGUGUGUUUUAACAUUAAAUAGAAAAGGACCAUUAGACCAGGGAUUGGCUCACAGGCCAAAUCUUGCCUGCUUUUGUACAACCCAGCACUAAGAAUGGUUUUUAUAUUCCCAAAUGGUUAAGGGAAAACAAAUCAAAAGAAUAGUAUUUCAUGACACAUGAAAAUUUUCUGAAAUUCAGAUAUCAGUGUCCAUAACUCUUUGCGAUCCCAUGGACUGUAGUCCGCCAGGUUCCUCUGUCCAUGGAAUUCUCCAAGCAAUACUGAAGUGGAUAGCCAUUCUCUUCUCCAGGGGAUCUUCCCAACCCCGGGAUCAAACCCGGGUCUCCUGCAUUGCAGGCAGGUUCUUUACCAUCUGACCCUCAGGGAAGCCCCAAAUAAAAUGUUAUUGGAACCCAGCCACGCCCAUUCAGUUACCAUAUGAUCUGUGGCUACCUCCUAGGCAGAAUUAUUUGCACCACAGACAGAAUUGCCCACAAAACUCUUUGGCUUUUUACAGAAAUAAUUUGCCAACCUCUGAUCUAAACCAAGAGGGAGAUACUGACUUUCCCAUGUUAAUGAGGCAUUAUUUCAUUUUAUUGAACACCUACUGUGUAAAAAAAUACUUUUCCAGGUCUUGCUCCAGUGAAUCCUCACCAAGAACUUUCCAGCAAUCAUCACAUGACUCAUACGAAAUCACCCAGAUAACGGGAGUCUGUUGGCCUUGAGAAAACAAUUCUCAGUUUACUUUCCCCAGCUAUGCAGGGAUUCUCAUUUUACACCUCCUCUGUACCUGUUAUCUUUAUCCAUUUGAGCAGCUUUUAAAUAUAAUUUUAUGUCAAGUGUUGGCUCAUCUACCUUUAAUUUUUAUGGAAAGACUUAGUGAAAGUAAAGAUCAGAAGCACAAUGCAGAUAAAUCUGUUUUAUUGUAAACUUAGAUCAUUAACUUUAAACUGUGCCACAUGACUGCCUUCUCUGCAGGCUGAAGCCCAGGGCUUUAAUUAUUCAUAUACGGCUAUGAUAGAUAGCAUUUUACUUGAAUAAUAUUUAUGCUUUGGGUUUUUUUCACGCUGUAUUUUGCGGGAUAAAACUUGGGGAUAAGUGUAGUUGGAACUGUGAAAACAUUUUGUUUUUUAAAAAUGUACAUGUAAUUCACUUUCCGGUUUUUGAUAACUGUGUAUGUCAAGGCAGCGGAGUUGUGCGUGUGUGAUUAAUAAAGGU
This is a messenger RNA of Budorcas taxicolor (takin), 5007 nucleotides long. It is a transcript of the gene ALDH5A1, whose product is annotated as aldehyde dehydrogenase 5 family member A1. The transcript has 10 exons. The record is from RefSeq and is a predicted model, not a curated record. Lineage: Eukaryota; Metazoa; Chordata; Mammalia; Artiodactyla; Bovidae. Gene Ontology annotation, molecular function: succinate-semialdehyde dehydrogenase (NAD+) activity. Bases 1 to 1581 code for a protein of 526 amino acids. Gene Ontology annotation, biological process: GABA catabolic process.